Messenger RNA from Odobenus rosmarus divergens (Pacific walrus), 1735 nucleotides. RefSeq names its product adherens junctions associated protein 1 (gene AJAP1). The transcript has 6 exons. Gene Ontology annotation, molecular function: beta-catenin binding. Lineage: Eukaryota; Metazoa; Chordata; Mammalia; Carnivora; Odobenidae. The record is from RefSeq and is a predicted model, not a curated record. The coding region runs from base 410 to 1648 and encodes 412 amino acids. Gene Ontology annotation, cellular component: adherens junction; cell-cell contact zone; cytoplasmic side of plasma membrane.
CCGCCCCGGAGGGCGAAGCCGCGUCUCCUCCGACUCUCACCGCACGGCCGCAGCGCCGGAGCGCGCCCCUCCCGGGCCGGCCGUGGGCGCUCCCGCCUCGCUGCCGCCUUCGCUGGCUCGCCCCCGGAGGGGCGACGAGCCCCGCGCCCCGGCCGGAGGAUGUGCGCCCCCGCGGGCCGCCCCGCCUGAGCCAUGCGCCCCAACGGCGGCGGCGCGCCGGCCGGCAUGGAGCCCCGCGCGGCCGCGCUCUGACUCGCUCAGCGCCCCGCGGCCGGCGGGCGGCGGGCGGCGGGCGGCGGCGGACCGAGAGCCAGAGACCGGCGCCGCGGGACGGAAGCGAGCGGGCGCGGGCGCCGCGCAGAUGGCCGGGGCGAGCAAGGUCUGAGGCUCCGCUCCCCGAAACGUGACCAUGUGGAUUCAACAGCUUUUAGGACUCAGUUCCAUGUCCAUCCACUGGCCGGGCUGCUCCCUAGGAAGCCAUGCUUGGAUACUUAUAGCCAUGUUUCAGCUCGCCAUGGAUCUGCCCUCGUGUGAGUCCCUGGGCCCGGGCGCCGACUUCCGGCUCCUGCCCCGGCCGCCGCAGCGGCCGCCCCGGCUGUGGAGUUUGAAGAGCGGACAGGCGGCGCGCAUCCCCGUGCCCGUGUGGAGCCCGCGCCCGGCCCGCGUGGAGCGCAGCCACGGGCAGGUGCCGAGCCCGCGCGCCAAACGGGCGCACAGACCCAGGGACCAGGUGGCCGCCCUGGUGCCCAGAGGGGGGCUCGCCAAGCCCCCAGCCGCUGCCAAAUCCAGCCCUUCCCUUGGCUCCUCCUCGACGUCCCCGUCCCCCGCAGUGGGCAGCGGGGCCACCACGGACCAGCAGGCCCUCCUGUGGAGGGAGAAGAGGCACCUGCAGGGGGCCGGCUUCAACGGUUUUGAUUUCCGGGGCAGCAGGCCCACCACAGAGACGGAGUUCAUCGCCUGGGGCCCCACGGGGGAGGAGGAGGCCCCGGAAUCCAACACAUUUCCAGGGCUCUACGGCCCCACCACGGCCUCCAUCCCACAGACACGGAAGACAACUGUGGCCACCACCACCGCCCCCGCCACCACGGCCACCUCCACGACGCUGCAGACUAAGGGGGUCACUGAGCCCCUGGGCCCCAGGAAUAGGAUCCCAGUUGGGGUUAGCACAACGGAGCCUUCCACCAGUCCUAGCAAAGACGAUGGUGAAGACGUCAAGCCCCCACGGAUUCUGGGGGAGACCUCAGGUCUGGCUGUUCAUCAGAUUAUCACCAUCACUGUCUCCCUCAUCAUGGUCAUAGCUGCUCUGAUUACAACUCUUGUCUUAAAAAACUGCUGUGCCCAAAGCGGGAACACGCGUCGGAAGAGCCACCAGCGGAAGAUCAACCAGCAGGAGGAGAGCUGCCAGAACCUGACGGACUUCACCCCUGCCCGGGUGCCCAGCAGCCUGGACAUAUUCACAGCCUAUAAUGAGACCCUCCAGUGCUCCCACGAGUGUGUCCGGGCGUCCGUGCCCGUGUACACCGACGAGACGCUGCACCCGACAGCCGACUACAAAUCCACGUUUAACGGGAACCGACCCUCUCCUUCUGAUCGGCAUCUGAUUCCUGUGGCCUUUGUGUCUGAGAAAUGGUUUGAAAUCUCCUGCUGACUGGCCGAAGUCUUGUUUACCUCCUGGGGGCAGGGCAGACGCCAUGUGUCUGUUUUAUGGAUUCCGUUGGUGAACCUGUAAAAAAAA